AUGGUUGCCGCAAAAUUCGGAUUUUCUGAAUUUCAAAAAAUUUCUAGACAAUUUUGGCAAAGAAUUUGGGUUGAAAAUAAGGCGUUAAAUUCAGAAAAGGAUUUGGAAGAGGCUCUUAAUUCCUCCCAAAUUUGUUUGGAUUUUAAUUUGAACGAGAAUUCAUUUUCAAAUGAUGAAUGGUGUAAUAGACUAAACGAAAACCAUAGAGAGGCAGUUGAAGCAAAGUGUUUUGGCAUCCCGUGGACUGUUCUUCACUUUGAAAACGAUUUAAAUUCAGAAAAUCAAGCAAAAGAAUUUUUUGGCAUAGAUUCUUGGCCUCUAAUUUGUCAAUAUUUAAAAAUACCUCAGAAAAUGUUUGGCGAUGUUUUGUUGUUUUAA
Messenger RNA from Meloidogyne enterolobii, 378 nucleotides. Lineage: Eukaryota; Metazoa; Nematoda; Chromadorea; Rhabditida; Meloidogynidae. The record is from the annotation of a GenBank genome assembly.